AUGAAACGAGAAUCGCAGUCGGCAGACAUGGCCUUUCUCGACUCGAUCAGAGAGGAUUUCGACCAGGACUGGAGUCAAUGGAUGAGGUGGGAUGACCAGACCUUCAACCACCUACCGGAUCACGUGAAUGAGUCCUCGAACCCCAAUCCAACCUUUGAUCUGUCUUCCAUGUCGUCAGCUUCACGGGUCAACUCUCAGGGCAGUACGGCGGCGGCUGAUUUCUCGCCGGGGACGGCUUUCAGUUCUCUGGAUCGCCCGUUCGAACCCGUCUUGGGUGCGCCCCGGGGUCGGAUGCCCUCCAUUACCUCCAACUAUGGCCAGCCUCUAGGAUUCGAGAAGCAGUCGUCGAUGAGUAUGUCGCCACCUGAUAGCGUUCCCGCAAACCGGAAGCGCAAGUCGACGAGCGAUGAAGACGGCUCCACGGUGGAUGACCACGCCCAGGAGAGCAAGAAGAUGCCCUCCAAGAAGCGAUCCCACAAUGUGAUCGAGAAGCGAUAUCGUGCCAAUCUCAACGAGAAGAUUGCUGAAUUAAGAGACAGCGUUCCCAGUCUACGGGUGCUGUCGAAACAGUCUCACGGCAACUCCCCCGACGAUGACGACGCGGAGGGAGUGACGCCGGCAAACAAGCUGAACAAAGCUUCCAUCCUUUCGAAGGCCACGGAGUAUAUCCAUCAUCUAGAGCUGCGGAACAAGCGCCUGGACGAAGAAAACAUGGCCCUGAAGACCCGUCUGCGGCAGCUCGACAAAGCUUUGGACCAGAGCGUCACCUCGGUAGCGUCUGCGUCCUCACCCAGCAAUUGCACCGUGUCAACGGAAUCAGGCUCGGGAUCAUCCCCCAGCGUGUUCUCACACACAGAGGAAAUCUCGCAUGAGACGCCCUCCAGUUCACUCAACCCUCCGGAGGGACUCAUCAAGGUCCCGGACUACAUCAAGAAGAUGAGAGCCUCGUCGGCACAACAGGGUCACUACGCCGAGUCUUACAUACAAUACCGCAAUCAAGGAAACGAAUACGGCGGGGAUGGGCGCAGGCGCUCCGUGUUUCCCAACAAGUACAUGGUCGGUGCUCUAGCUGGUCUUAUGGUCUUGGAGACGAUGAGCCCCGAGAAAAAGACCGAGUCGACUGAGAAAGGUCUGCUGGCAGUACCGAUGGGUCUUUGGAACCAACUGGAUUUUUCCUCAGUUCGAUACAUUCACGCACUGCUGAGCUCGUCUUUGAAUUCGUGGCAUGUCAGGGCCAUCCUUCACUUUCUUCUGACGGCAACGUUUGUCGUUGGCUGUGCCUUUUUCGUCUUCCUCUAUCUGUUCAAUUCUCGCCCAAGGCGACCACGCAAUCUUUUCAAGACUGCCUCAGCCACUAACUCAGAUGCCUCAUCUCCGUUCAACUUCCGGCAGCAGGCAUGGCUAACAAGCAUCCAGCAAGUGGGAGUGCCCCGCCACCGAUUCUUCCUGGAAUGGUUCGCAGUUACCUCGCGAUGUUUUGAAUAUUGCCUACGAUGCCUUCUCGGCUGGAAGUUGUACUCCCACAUCACUGGCAUCACUGAAGAGGACGAGAAGGGCCGUGUGAAGACAUGGGAUAUCGCCAUCGACGCUCAACUAGCUGGUGGAGAUCCAGAAAUCAGCAAGAGCCGCCUGGUCCUCACAAUCUUUGCCGCCGGUACCUUGCCACGGAGCCCUCUCAGGAUGAUGCUCAAGGCACUGCACUGCCGCAUCCUGCUCUGGAGGGUUGGAGACCCGGGUACGUACACGUUCAAAGUGACCAACGAUGUUGCUCGAUACCUGGCGAAUUACCAAUGGCAGAUGGCCCGGAUAAUGAACAAGCGGCUGCCCAAGGAUCACCCGGAUGCGCUGCCAAGUCAUUUAGCCGCAUUGCUACAGGUUGACUGCGAAGACGUGAUGAUCGACCCAAUCGUGCAGCGCGCCGCCAACCUCACCUGGAACCGGCCUACCCAAGAAGCGGCCGACGAUGAUGAAGCUUUGCUCGACGUUGUGGUCGAAGACCCGGCAAUUCAAUCUGCCCUGGACUCUCUGGCGGCUUGGUGGUCUAGCCACAUCCUACAGCGUGCCCUGCUGAGAUCUUUCGAAGCUAGCUCAGCUGGUCCUUCAGCUAAGAAGAGCCGUGAUCUUCUUUACAAGAAGAUCAGCAUGGCCGUCAACAUUGCUCCCCGACCCUCCGCAGCCUACACACGAGCCUUGGUUAUGAAAGCUGUCUUCUUCGAAGAAGACAGGAUCCAGAAUAUUGGUGCGGUCCUCGCAGCUCUCCCAUCGCCCAGAGAUAGACAACGUCAGGCCUCGAAUUUCCUGGACUCUUCUAUACCCGUUUCCGUAAGGGAAGAGAUUUCGAUUGCCGUUCGUUGUGCUAUGAUUGCCGCUAUCUUUAAGGCCAGGGCUACCGAUGAUACUGCGCUGCCAACUUCCCUGACACUGCACAAAGCGGUGACAUGGUUUAACCAGCUUCCUAUAGACCCUGUUGAGCUGACCAUUUUGGGUUUCGCCGCCAUCUAUCAUAUACUCCAUGUCGUCGCUACUGAUCAAGAUCUCCUCUCGCCUUCUUCUUCUGACUCCGGAUCGUCCUCAGCACCAUCUUCGUCGUCUUCUAGGGCUCCAUCGAAUGCCUCAUCCGCUGAUGAUGAGGCGGAUGAUGAGCCACCAAGUUCACGCAGACGAUCGAGUUCUGGGAAGACUGCCCCGCAAUUUGGCCGCGUCGCAUCCGAUCUCGUGUACUGGGCUCGACAUGCCUACAAUCCUGCUUUCUACGGGUUCACUUCUGGCAUCAUUGAGAUCGUGGAGGCAGAGUGUGCUGCCGUCUGCGAGAGUGUGGGCGUUGACAUACAUGGCCAGCUAACGAGUCAAAGCGAGAAGCUCCGCAAUGUCCGCAGAGAAGAGCGAAAGAAGCGGAGAGCUGCCAAGCAUCGCAGAAUGUCCCGCCAGGAUCAGGAAGAAGAGGGCUGUGUCCCCGACGAGAGCCAGGAGGUCCAGCAGACCUCGUGAUCUCGAGACUAAAGUCUCUGCAGUCUUUCCGAUUUAUCUUACACUUUCAGAUUAGACACGCGGAUAUGAAGACGGUGUCCUUUUAUUGUGGUGGUUACGAUUGGCGUUCUGCGUUGAUGACGACCAUCAUGUGAACUUCCCCGCUUGCUUACAGUUUCUCUUUACAAUUUCUCUCGUCCUAUGGACAUGAGGAUCCGAUUAUGGCUCUGGGCUACCGCUACCCAGGACUAAGCUCUCCUACUCCGGUGUUUUUGCUACGAAGAUAAAAGCAUUUCCGCUUUUUUGUGUUUUGAGUGUCGGUAAAUUGUUUACGGGGCGCAAUUCGGAUGAACUCUUGGGCGGGAACUUUUAAUAUCACGGGUCAAUAUUUCCUGUUCUCGGCUAGAGAGUUACUUAAUAGUAUUUACGAAGAGGUGAAUUGAUGCCAGAUAUAUUUCAUUGUCCUUGG
This is a messenger RNA of Paecilomyces variotii, 3436 nucleotides long. RefSeq lists its product as hypothetical. Gene Ontology annotation, biological process: positive regulation of transcription by RNA polymerase II; SREBP signaling pathway. Lineage: Eukaryota; Fungi; Ascomycota; Eurotiomycetes; Eurotiales; Thermoascaceae. Gene Ontology annotation, molecular function: protein dimerization activity. Bases 1 to 2988 code for a protein of 995 amino acids. The transcript is spliced from 2 exons. The record is from RefSeq and is a predicted model, not a curated record.